This is a messenger RNA of Rhincodon typus (whale shark), 6511 nucleotides long. RefSeq names its product major facilitator superfamily domain containing 11 (gene mfsd11). The record is from RefSeq and is a predicted model, not a curated record. The coding region runs from base 1 to 1023 and encodes 340 amino acids. Lineage: Eukaryota; Metazoa; Chordata; Chondrichthyes; Orectolobiformes; Rhincodontidae. The transcript has 10 exons.
AUGGCUGUGAUAUGGACUGCACAAGGCACCUGUUUGACAACAAACUCGGAUGAAAACACAAUUGGAAGAAAUAGUGGAAUAUUUUGGGCUCUGUUGCAAUUCAGUCUUUUGUUUGGAAAUCUGUACAUAUAUUUUGCCUGGAAGGGAGAAACACACAUCUCAGAUCAUAAUCGUAGGACUGUUUAUAUUGCAUUAACUGCAAUUAGUGGAGUGGGAAGUGUCCUUUUUUUCUUAAUAAAGCAACCAGUUUCUGAAGUUUCAUCUAUAGAACAGGACAAAUCUGAUGAUGAGUCUGAUAUUAUACUUGGACCUCAAGAACAACGAUCACAAGCAAUUGGUGCAAUUCGAAGUGCGAUCUGUAUAUUCUUCACUAAAGAUAUGCUGCUUCUAUGUAUAACUAUUGCUUAUACUGGUAUUGAACUAACCUUUUUUAGUGGCGUUUAUGGUACCUGUUUGGGGGCUACAAAUCGCUUUGGGAAUGAAGCUAAAAGCCUUGUUGGUUUAUCUGGCAUCUUCAUUGGUGUUGGAGAAAUCUUAGGUGGUGCAACCUUUGGUUUAUUGAACAAAUUCCUCAGCAAAUACCUUGGCAUUGGUAGAAACCCUGUUGUUCUUCUGGGUUUAUUAUGUCAUGUUAUUGCCUUCUAUCUGAUAUUCUUAAAUGUGCCAGGGGAUUCACCAAUUGUUUCUGAUGAAGGAACUGAUCGAGUUUCUUACUUAAUUCCAAGCAAAAUCAUUGCCAUGGUUUGCAGUUUCCUCCUGGGACUAGGUGAUAGUUGUUUCAACACACAACUCCUUAGUAUUGUAGGAUAUAUGUACUCUGAAGAAAGUGCCCCUGCGUUUGCUGUCUUCAAGUUUGUGCAAUCUAUCAGUGCAGCAAUAGCAUUUGGCUACAGCAAUUAUCUACUGCUAAAGUGGCAGCUGCUUAUCCUUGGCAUGACUGGAUUCUUUGGCACAAUAUCUUUCAUCCUUGUGGAAUGGAAGGCUGAAAUACAUUCUCGUGGUUUCAGUUAUGAUCGGAUUUAAUCAAGAAACUACAUUUUAAAAGACACAAUGAUAUGUACAUUUUUAAAGCUUAGAUUUAUUUUUAAAUACCACUUUUACAAAUGUCUUUUGAGAAUUUUAAUUUUGUUGUAUGGAAAUAUUCCUAAAUACAAUUUUCAAUCGGAUUUUAAAGUUACUAUAAUUGUAUCAAACCAAGGGCUGCUGUCAUUAGAGAGAGAUGACUGGUGACGGUUUAACCUGAGAGUCAACACACUCAGAUGAGCAGAGAGCUUGGGAAGGGGAGUCAUUCAUGGUAAGCUCAACUGAUGUGGAAAUCGAACCUACACUGUUGGCCUCAAUCUAUAUCGCAAACCAGCUGUCCAAUCAACUGAGUUAGUUCACCCCCUUAUUUGUGGCUUAAAGAUAUAACUGGAGGAAAUGUUAUAAAUCCAAUAAAAUAAGUUGACUUGAUGCUGGCUACUGAAUAGCUGAUAGAAUAUAUUCACGAAGCAUUUCUGCUGCACACAAAUUUCUACACUACAAGAAAUAUGAUGAACAGACUAAAUCUGAAUGCUCUAAAAUAUUGACUUCACUGAUUUGCAAAACUGUUUUAAGCAUUUCCUUGUAGUAAUGUUGAGCAUUAUUUCACAUCCAACUUAUGGUAAAUUGCCAAAUCUUAUUGAUCCAUUUAUUUGAAAUGGGAAACCUUUUCAUAAUUCACAAAACUUGAAAAAAUUUCUUUUUUUUUUAAAUGAGAAUCAAGGCACUUUUUUGAAAUCGAGAAUCAUUGUUAGAAACUUUCCCUUUCACCAUGCUUCACCUCAUCGAUCUUAUUGUUUUCUUUUCAAAUAUACAUUUUGCUGGUGGGUACUCUGAGAAGUACCAACUAACAAAAACAUAUUAUUUCAAAUAAUUUCAAAAGUAUUGACCGCUGCUCUAAAAUUUAGUAAUUGAACCUGCUUAUUUGCACGUUGACGUAAAACUGAAUAUUUUUGUGAUAAAUAUUUCCAGUUGUGAUCAUUCUUUUGAAAAUACAUGUUUUGAGCAACUAACUCCAAUGUGAUACUUCAAGUGGAAAUAUAGCUAUUUCAUGAUUAUUACUGAUUGUGAUGAGAGCUGAAACAAUUUACUAUGAAAAUGACAAAAUUUAUGGUGUUCUUGUGAUGUACCUUCAAAUGUUCAGGAUUUGACUAAAAGAUAGGUUGUCAGCGACUCAGUUAAUUAUAACCUCGUAUGGAAUGUUUCUGUUUCCUGAUGACUUGCUACUAAAUACUUAUGUCAAGAUCAAAAGGGAACUUUGCUUUGAACUAAGAUGUGAUAAGAAAGUGAAGAAUUAAAAUUUAAGGGUUUUCUGACUGUUUACAUUUAACCACUCUUUUUAAACUAAUAGGUCAUUAUAUUAAUGAGUGUUAUUUUUUUCUGAUUACAAUUUUAUUAAUCAGUGUCUAGUUUUUGUACAUUUUAAACCAUAUUCCAUACAGGAUGCAAUCUUAUCUGGACAGUAAUUGAUCAUUGAAUGCUUUCCACAAUGACUUGCUGACCUCCAUAUCAGUUUGUCUGUAGUUGCUGGGUACAAAGUGCCAGUGUUGUCGCUUUAAUGUUGAGUCUUCAAGUUGAACAAGUUGAUUUUGUGAAAUUCUCUUUGUGCAGAGAUAGCAAUUAACUUUUCCACUCGUACACUUGAAGAGGUCAGAGACUGAAGUAGUAAUUUUCCCCCCAGCAAACCAUGACUUUAAAUUGUAGAUGCCCUGGGCUUGAUAGAACUGAGGGUAGUAUUUUGUGAUAGUAUAUGUGGGAACCAAUUUAUUGAAGAAAAAUGGAAGCAUUGUUGAUAUGAACUAGGACUGAAAAACUGACCUCCCAGGGGCGCUCUAGAUUUUAUGUACUUAGUAUCUGCAAAUGUAUGCAUAAUGUUUUAUUCAUUUUCUAUUAAUCAGUCACUAAGUGAUCUAAAUAGCUAAGCUUUUAUGACAAGAUCAUGUUGCUGCAUUGUUGAAACAUGUAGCACCAACCUAAGUUGAAGAGUGUAAAGCUGUGGUAAUUGAUGCUCAUAUAGAUAUUGUAUUUAAAAGUUUGUGUAUUCACAAACACAAGCAUUUCCCAGAACUUGCUGAAAUUAAUCUAUUCUGCACUUAGAAUGUAAAAAUAAUAGUAUUUUAUGAUAUUAAAAUGUGCAUAAUUAUUCAUCAUUUCUGUCACAAGUGACAAGUAUUUAAAUCAAAAAUAGAUGUUUCAAGGAAUAACUUUUUCUUACCUUCUAAAUACAGUAGAUGGAAAAUUAAAAGCAUAUUAGGGAUGAGCAGUCGGCUUAAAUUUGAGCUGUUGCGCACUGUUUUUGUUAUUACUGAAACCCUUGAACCUAUUUUUGUUAAAAGCAUUGAUUCUUCAUCAUGGCAAGAGAUGGUUGCAGAUUGAAAGAAGCUUGUAAACUUCAGUUCAAUCCUCAAAGCUGGCUGAAUCUGAUGUGAGAUGAGACCGAUCGCCUUUGCAUUGUCACCAUAACUGCUGAGUUGUGAAGGUUACAUUGAAACAUAGAAACAUAGAAGAUAGGAGCAGGAGGAGGUCAAUGGGUCCGUAGAGCCUGCUGUGCCGUUCUUCAUGAUCAUGGCUGAUAGUCCAACUCAAUAGCCUAAUCCUGCUUUCUCCCCAUAACCUUUGAUCCCAUUCAUCGCAAGUGCUAAAUCUCAUUGCCUCUUGAAUAUAUUCAAUGUUUUGGCAUCAAUUACUUCUGUGGUAAUGAAUUUCACAGGCCCACCACUCUUUGGGUGAAGAAAUGACUCCUCAUCUCCAUUCUAAAUCGUCUACCCUGAAUCUUCAUACUGUGACCCACGGUGCUGGACACACCUACCAUCGGGAACAUCCUCCCUGCAUCUACCUUGUCCAGUCCUGUUAGAAUUUUAUAAGUCUCUGAACUCCAGUGAAAACAAUCCCAACCUGGUCAAUCUCUCCUCAUGUGUCAGACCCGCCAUCCCCAGAAUCAGCCUGUUAAACCUUCAUUGCGCUCCCUCAAGAGCAAGAGCAUCCUUCCUCAGAAAAGGAGACCAAAACUGUACACAAUAUUCUAGGUGUGGCCUCACCAAGGCCCUGUAUAACAACACAUCCCUGCUCCUAUCCUCUCAACUUCUCACAAUGAAGGCCAACAUACCAUUAAGCUUUUCUCCCCCACUGGGGAAUGUACCAGGUAAGACCAAUAGCUAUUAUUCGUUGGUAGGAAACUCAUCUCUGAAUCAGAAGGUUGAGGAUCAAGUGCCAUGUUGGAGAUUUGAGUACAAAAUUUGGUUGACUGCUGCACUGUUGGGCUUGUUAUCUUUCUGAUAAUGGCGUUAAAUAGAGGCCUUGCCUGCCCUUUUUUUUUGGUGGAAAAGAUCCCAUGGUGUUUUUUUUUUGAAGAACAGCAGAAGAGUUUUCCACGUGUCUUAAUUACCAAUACUAAAAUCAAUAAAAACAGAUAAUCUGCUGUUUGUGAAAUGUUGCUGUGUGCCAUUCGAAUGCUGUUUUCUGCAUUGCAGCAAUGACUGUUUCAUUGUCUUUAAAGCACUUUAAGAUGUCAUGGGUGUGAUAUUAAUGCCAAGUCUUUGAACUAUUGUCUAAUUACUAGCAUUUUAAUUUUGGGUAUAAAUUGUGCAGUAUUUAUGGCAGCUUUAGUCUCUCUCAAUCAAUGACCAUUGGGCUAAUUUUUUAAAAAAAGAACAACUGAAGGAAUUUUCAGCUCAUUUUGUCUUUCUGCACUUUCCUCUACAUAGUGUCAAGUGAAAAUAUUGUCAAAUUGACUGUGUUCAUUUAUGUUUUCAAUUUUCCUUUGAGAAGGAACGAAAAAAAUUGUAAAUUCUGCAUGUUUUGUCAUUUUCAUACCCUUGUUUACUGCCUUGAGGAACUUGAAAUCUUUUCUGUUUGUCUUAAGGAUUCUCGGAAAUAAAAGCAAUAUAGCAAAAGUUAUCGUUUUGUCAAUUUUAUUCCUAGUGCAAGUAUUAAAAGAUAAAAAUUCCAAGAUAUUGUGCUUGGAUUAGUUUUUUUUAAUCUAUUGUCACUCUUGUUUGCCUGUUGCUGUCCUAAGGGUACUUUCUUCAUUACAAAUUCCCAAAAUAAUUGGCUGGGCCAUUGAUUUUGUGUCUGCUAAAGUUGCACUGUUUGUUUUUUUUAAAAGCUGCUACUUGUCAUUGAAUAUAAGUACAGGAACAUCUCCAAAAAAAAACUGUUGGUGCUUUAUUGAAAUGUUUUGAUCUUUCAUUUAAAUUUAUCUUCUUGGAUACCUGGAUGUCAUUCUGUUUCUUCAUAAUUUAUUUAUAUCACAGGACUAAGUUACAUUCAAAGUUGAGAAGCUUUCCCCAUGUAGGUUAUAAAUCUUUGUCAAACAUGCACACAUAAUGGUUGAAUGGCUUGAAAUUUCAUUUCUCCCAGUUUAAAGAAGGAAUAAAUGAAAUAAAGUUAGCAUUUUCCUUCCAUUUUGCUCAAGCCAAACUCUCUCCUUUUUUAUAUUUGGGCUAUUUUUAUAAGAUCAGCAAGAUUGACGUUGGCCGAAUGGAUGCAGAUUGCAUCCACUUGGGGAAAUUCAGGCAUCUGUUAAACUGGAGCUUGAACCUUUCAUGGAACAAAUAUGUUAACUGAACUUAAGCUGAUAUCAUUAUUGUAGAAAUAUUAUUGUAGUCACUACAUGGAAAAUGGGACAUGAAACAAUUAUGUAUGUCUUUAAAUGUCCUUAAAUUAUGUAAUAUCAAAUAUAGUUUUAACAAUCUAAAGUGUCAAUGUUAUACUGUUCUGAAUAAUGAUUGAUCAUAAUAGAAUUUAAGUAACUCGGGAACCUGUUUUGAUUUGAAUAUGUUUUGUUUCCUGUUGUCUUAAUACAUAUUGAAUUAAAUUAAAACACCAGAUUUCUGUUUGCUUUGUUUUUAUACAAGAACUGAUCUUACUGUAUAUACCAGUUGGAUGAGAUUAAAUUUUGGUAAAGAUCAUGAGUUAUUGUGGCAAAGGUAGGGAGGGGGACAAUGCAUUGCCAAAUUCUUUUCAACAUUCAAUGAGGAAAUGGUUGUGUAGCUUCACAUUUUAAGGACCUGGAAAUGAGGUUAAUUUUCCUUCAUUGGAUCAGGAGAUUUACGGAACAAUCUGUUCCCAACAAUGCUCACUAAGUUUAAGAAAGUUGUUUGGCAUGUAAAAUUGGUUGCUCAUUUCAGAUGAAUAACUUUAGAUUAGAAUGAAUUUUAUCUUUCUUUUUAUGGUCUCUGGAGAAUGUCAGACUUAUGUAUUUUGUUAUUUUCAAACAGCUUAAAAUUUGUAUUAUGUUGCAUAUUGUUGUAAAUUAUUUCUUUUGAUUGCGAUGUCUUCAUACUGCUCUGUUGUCAAGUCUUUGUCAAAUUAAAUUUGUUGGGCAAUCUGCAAUGCUAAGACAAAGUUUGUUUUAAAUUUGUUUUGGUGUGUGGACGGUAUAUAUGCUUAUUCAGCAGAAAGUCUCCAUGUAAAACUCAAUGUGUAACAUUUAGUAUCAAGUGUGCAAUAUUUACAUGUUAUUUUAUGUAAUAAAGUUGUUUAAACUGGA